AAAUUUCACUGGACGUAAUGAUGCAAAUCCUGCCACCCAUGCUUUUGUCACUUCUCCUGAUGUUGUAACGGCGAUGGUUUUCGCGGGUAAUCUCAAGUUCAAUCCCAUGACUGACACUCUUACGGAUUCUACCGGAAAACCUUUUAAAUUUGAAGCUCCAACUGGCGAUGAACUCCCCCCUCGUGGCUACGAUCCUGGUGAGAAUUUAUAUCAAGCUCCAGCAAAGGAACUUCACACGGUCGAUGUGAAAAUUGAUCCAAAAAGCCACCGACUUCAAGCGUUGACUCCGUUCCCCAAGUGGGAUGGUAAAGAUCCUGAAAAUUUACCUAUUUUGAUUAAAGUCAAAGGCAAAUGCACGACAGAUCACAUCUCCAUGGCUGGACCUUGGCUUAAAUAUCGUGGUCACCUAGACAACAUUUCAAAUAACAUGUUGAUUGGCGCAGUUAACGCUGAAAACGACUCUGUUAAUAAGGUGAAGAAUAUCCUCACCGGAGAUUAUGACGCCGUUCCCAACGUUGCUCGCGAUUAUAAAUCAAAAGGCUUAAGUUGGAUUGUAGUCGGUGACGAAAAUUACGGCGAAGGUUCGUCACGAGAACAUGCAGCUUUGGAAGUUCGCCAUUUAGGUGGAAUAGCGGUGGUUGUAAAGUCGUUUGCUAGAAUCCAUGAGACAAAUCUUAAAAAACAGGGAUUAUUACCACUUACAUUCGCAAACCCAGAAGAUUAUAAUAAGAUUGACCCAAGUGACAAAGUGUCAAUUAUUGGAUUAACUACUUUUACUCCCGGAAAACCACUAACGCUCAGACUUCAUAAAUCAUCUGGAGAAAAAGUCGACAUUCCUGUUAAUCAUACUUUCAAUGAAAAUCAAAUUAGUUGGUUUAAGGCCGGUUCAGCUAUAAACAAAAUAGCCGAGGAACAUGCUCAAAA
Molecule: messenger RNA, 924 nt
Organism: Acaulospora morrowiae
Lineage: Eukaryota; Fungi; Glomeromycota; Glomeromycetes; Diversisporales; Acaulosporaceae
Source: the annotation of a GenBank genome assembly